CUUUGUGACGGGGCCGAAGCGUCCGCCGCGACCCUUCCUCCACAUUACCUCUUGAACUUCAACUCCCACAAAUAUCGUCUGUGAAAAAUGACGGCCACGCCUACUUCACGAAUCUGUUCUACACACAUGUCACAAGUACUCUGUACAGAAUGAAAGGGUCAAAAUAACCGCAGAUUCAGCUGUCAGCUACUGUCAUUCAAUCAUUGUCAAGUUUACAGAAUGAAGCAAACGUCUCAUUGUCUCUUGUGUGGACUGUACAUGCAGAAGAACUGCAUGUAGCAUUUUAACUCCAUUCAUUUCAUUGUCGAACACCCUCACUCGCAUUUCCAUGUAAUGUUUAACACCAGAUUGAAACAAUGAGGAAAACACGGACAGAGAGAUAGGGCCGGCAGAACAAGCUGGCUCACUAACUACCAGAGGUCUUCUGAUUUUGAGGACUUUUUAGCUGCAUACGUAGUCACAGCUAUUCCCUCGUUUUACCACCUCAUGUCUAUGGAAUAUUGACUCCUCUUCACACUGUUCAAAAGAUAUACAGAUGGUCGUUGCACACAAGAGCAGAUAACCCCACUGUUGAUCCGAAAGUCAAUAUAUACACCUACACAGACACGACACAUAAUGGUGGACAACGAUUCUCCAUCUGGUGGUGACCAGGUUCAGGGAGAUGAAGAGGAGGCCAAGCAAGAACUGAAGGAGCCUGUCACUGGAAGUCAGGAGAAGGGGCUUCCAGAUGUGGCUUCCCCCGUGACUGAGCCCCUCUCCCCCCAGUCUGGCACAAAGGCUGGCACACUACAGUUGUCUGUGUUGUUCCUGUGUUUCUAUGGCUUUAUGGUGCAGCUGAAGCCCGGAGAGCCCUUCAUUACUCCUUACCUGCUGAGUUCUGAGAAGAACUUCACCAUGCAGCAGGUGACCAAUGAGAUCACCCCACUGUUGUCCUACUCGUACAUGGUGGUUCUGGUCCCUGUGUUCCUCCUGACUGACUAUCUUCGCUACAAGCCCGUCCUGAUCCUCCAGAGCCUCAGCCACGUCUCCAUCUGGCUCCUCCUUCUCCUGGGCUCCUCGUUGCUGGAGAUGCAGCUCAUGGAGUUCUUCUAUGGCAUCACAAUGGCCGCUCGCGUGGCCUACUCCUCUUAUAUCUUCUCCCUGGUCACCCCGGAGCUGUACCAGCGGGUGGCCAGCUUCUCCCGCUCCUCCGUGCUAAUGGGGGUGUUCACCAGCUCUGUGCUAGGCCAAAUGUGCUUCUCCCUCGGGGAGGUGUCCUACUCCACCCUCAGCCAGGUCUCUCUGGGCUUCGUCAGCUUCGGCCUGGUCCUCUCCACCUGCCUCCCCUGGCCCAAGAGGUCCAUGUUCUUCAACCGAGCCCACCGCAAGGCCCAGAGAGAGCUGGCUGAGGCCACCCAGGCAGAGCUGACUAAGAUGAAGCUGGAUGGAGGAAUAGGAGAGACGGGGACUGCAGCCCCUGAGGGACCCACCGCUCCUAACAGCAGAGAUUCCACCUCAUGGAAGGAUUCUGUGUUCAUCCAGAUGCUGAAAGAGGUGAGAAACCUGGUGCGGCGGCCCAGUCUGAGACUGUGGAGUCUGUGGUGGGUGUUCAACUCCACUGGAUACUACCUGGUCAUCUUCUAUGUCCACAUCCUGUGGAACAAGGUCUACCCUGCCACCGAAAACAAGAAUGUGUACAAUGGAGGAGUGGAGGCCGCAUCCACACUCCUGGGUGCAAUAGCAUCGUUUGCGGCAGGAUUCGUGAAGAUCCGCUGGACGGUGUGGUCAGAGCUGGUGAUUGGUGUGAUCACGGCGCUCCAGGCCAGCCUGCUGCUUCUUAUGGGGACCACAGACAACAUCUGGGUCUGCUACGUGGCCUACUCCCUCUUCAAGGGGUUCUACCAGUUCCUGGUACCCAUCGCCAUAUUCCAGAUCGCCUCGUCCAUGACGAAGGAGCUGUGUGCUCUUGUGUUCGGCAUUAACACGUUCAUGGCGACUAUCCUUAAGUCAAUCAUCACCCUCAUAGUGGCAGACAAGAGCGGCCUGGGCCUACCAGUGCACUCUCAGUUCCUGCUUUACUUCUGCUACUUCGCUCUUCUGACCGUCAUCUACUUAUCCUGCGCUGCCUGGGUCAUCUUCCGACACUACAGGAGCCAAUCAGGAAGAGAGGAAGGGACCACAGACCAGGCCACACCCACUGAACUCAGCCCUGUGGUAAUGGACCAAUCAGAGGCAGAACCUCUCUCUAAUGGGAAGAAUGGGGAUGUCUGAGAAAAGCUCAACAGGAAAAGGUCCUCACAAUAUACUGUUAUUCAUUUCCUGCCACGAUAAACAUCCAUAGAUGGGGAGAACGUUCUCCUCAGAGGAUGAAAAACACUGGAGGUUGGCAGUCAUUUAGGAUGUUUUGAGAAAGUAAAUCCCAUGUAGAGGAAAGGACAAACAACAGAGUUAAAUGUGCUGUUGAGGAAUUCUCAUCUGUCUGUAUAGUAAUCAGUGCCUUGGACCUGUUGUGAACACUUGGACCAAGUGUUCACGCUGCAAAUCCUCUGAAAUUGAUUGGAAAAUGUGUAAUGUCACUGCCUAGUCUUUCACUAGUUAGUGAUUUUUUUUAAUGAAUGCAAUCCACUUAAGUAUGUUGUUCUUUUGGAAUUGACAAUUUAUCAAAUCACUGGUUUACAGGGACCAAUCUGAAACAGUCAGUGAAGUUGGUCUGACAUUAGAUUUCUGGAUUCAUUUUCCCAGGAGUUUUAUUUUAUUCAUAAUUGCCUGUUUUUGAAUCGUAAAAAUUAGCAUGAUGUACUAAACCUCAAUUAUUUUUGGGACAGCCUGCUGUGUACUACUCUUUCAGGCUACUUAAAUGUUGAGAAUGCUGUACAUUGUGUUAUCACGGUGUCGCUCUUCAGUACUGUGUCCCCCCUCACUUCCCCUCACUGGGUUCUAUCUCAGGUGAUCACACUUUACAUGGCCCCAGGGGUUACAUUUUAACUGAGGAGUGAGUUUAACCAAUGAAUGUUGGUUUAACCAAUGAAUGUUGGUUUAUAGCUUAUAAUGAGUUUUCUCAUUGAAGGUUCAUGAUUGCUAUGUGAUCAAUAGGUUUGGCUUAUGAAAAAGCAUGACGCCAUAUAGGCUUUGAUGAUUGCGCUGCUGAAUCUCCCUGAGAUGUUGAAUGAGUUUACACUCCGUCAUUCUGUUCAUCCUGAUCCAUUAACGGUCCUGGCGGUUCUAAUCAUUCAAGGAUUAAAGCUCCACUACUUCAACAGUCGUUGAAACCUAUUUUCCAUUGUGAAUACAAAGUGGAGUACAGUCUAACAUUAUAACUCAAAGUAUUACGUCUAUUAUUAAGUAUUUUUUAACACGUUUUUCAUCAUAGUCAAGUUACUGGAGUAAAAAAAACAUGGCUUAUGUUGCUAUGAAAUUCAGAUUCAUUUUUCUUUGUGCUGUUCUCCUGGUGGGUUCUCAGGAGAUGCAUUGUUUUGAAUGAGCAUGGAUAGAUGGUUGCUUUAGCAGUUGUGAACAAACUCACAGAACAAGCAGUUCUGUGAUCCAAAGGAAUGGCUUAGCUGGAGCCAUAUUAACCAUUUUAAUAGGAAAUUGUUUGAUCUAUUUUAUCACAGUUUUAUCAAUUGAAUUCAAGUAGAUCAGACAUUUUGACAACAUUCUCACACCAAAACUAUAUUUUCCUCUGGUGUCACAUGCAUGCUGUAACUGUAACUUUUAGUGAAUGGUAUUUCAAAUGGAGCACCUACUAACCCUAGGAAUAUAUGCAGUUGGUUAUGGAGUAGAAAACAAUUUUUUGGACAUAAUUUAAAUGUUACUUAAAUAAUUUUUAAAUAUCCCUGGCCUAUUAUUAUGGCAAGUUACUAUUAUGUAUGAAAGUACAGACUGUUAUCUUUGUUUUUUUAAAACACUAUGUAUGAGAUAUUUGUACUGAUUGAAAUCAAUGCAGAAUUAACAUGUUUAGAUACUGUGAAAAUAUUUGUUGCUGUAAAAUAAAUUUACACUGAAUACUUUUGAGCACAUUGCUGAAAUAUUGUUUUGAUUCACAAAUAAAUCCGUUGAAUUGAAGUUUGUGUGUUAAUUCUGUCUCAUACAUUUAUACAGAAAAAAUGACUUGGUGAACAAACAAUGAAUCAUUAACCAGUGG
This is a messenger RNA of Hypomesus transpacificus, 4123 nucleotides long. RefSeq names its product solute carrier family 19 member 1 (gene slc19a1). The transcript is spliced from 7 exons. NCBI's taxonomy places the organism in Eukaryota, Metazoa, Chordata, Actinopteri, Osmeriformes, Osmeridae. The record is from RefSeq and is a predicted model, not a curated record. Gene Ontology annotation, biological process: folate transmembrane transport. The coding region runs from base 616 to 2250 and encodes 544 amino acids. Gene Ontology annotation, cellular component: plasma membrane; apical plasma membrane; basolateral plasma membrane. Gene Ontology annotation, molecular function: folic acid binding; folate:monoatomic anion antiporter activity.